This is a messenger RNA of Medioppia subpectinata, 2068 nucleotides long. NCBI's taxonomy places the organism in Eukaryota, Metazoa, Arthropoda, Arachnida, Sarcoptiformes, Oppiidae. The record is from the annotation of a GenBank genome assembly.
UCAAGGGAUUCAUUCAAAUCAUUCCAACGAAUCCAAUGGCAGAGUUGUCUAUAAUGGACGCCGAUUUGGAUGAAUAUGUUUCCAGACAUUCACUCGACGGCACUCUACUCUUUGCUGAUCACAGGAUCUCUGGAAUUAUUGGUUAUUUGCCAUCAGAAGUGAUGGGAAAGUCAGCCUAUGAUUAUAUAUUACCGGACGACCACUCGAUAGCACUUUUUGCUCAUAAAUUAAUGUUGUCCAAUAGCAACGGCACGGGAACUAUUGUCCAUCGAUUGCGGACAGCGAGCGGUUCGUUCGCGUUUCUGCAGUCAUCGGGUUGUCUUCAAUACGACAAAAACGGACAAAUAGAUCACUGGAUUUGUGUGAGUCGUCUUCUCGUAGAGAAUGAAGGGGACAAAGAAAGGGACAAAUUUGUCAAACGAUUCACACCUCAUAUUUAUAACGUCUCUCCGACGGCUCUCUACGAGUCGUUGCAGAUAGUGGUCGGUCCGCGCACUACAGCCUCCGUUUUGGGCGCAGAACCUCAGAAAGCAGAGUCAAACGCAGCGACUGUACAGGAAAUGGAGUCAAUGGACACACGACCGCCGCUUCCACAGCAACAGUCGGUUCAAUUAACUGAAAUGACCACCGAUUGUGGGACCACUUUCCUCUCGACCACAUCGACCGCCACUCGACUAACCACAGCACCUAUAACUGCGUCCGUGAAUACCGUACUUUCGCCACAAUUACCGACUCCUUUCAACACAAAUAUUACUCAAUUUAAUGGUUUGAUGGCAAACAUCAAUACCGGUGCUAACGUGCAAUCCUUUCAAACAAUACAAACAUCACCUGUUGUUCAGUUCCAAACACUACCCAUCGCUUCAAUAAAUUCAACACAAAUACUAACGCAACAAACGGCUAAUAAUGGCAAUGGAUUUGAUAACAACAAUGGCCUGACCUUCAAUAGAAGCAACAGUUUCUCCAAUAAUGUAGUGAAUUUCAUAGCCCCGACUCCCGUCUCCCUCUCGGCAUACGUGGGGACUAAUAUUGUAAAUACAAGUGUUUGUGAUAACAAUUCAAAAGUGAGUUAUUCAAGUGCUAAUAGCAUUCCCAGUUCGGUCGGGAAUGUCAACAUUACCUCAAAUAAGCCGACCAACGAUUUGACACACCUUUUGGGCGCUACUGUCCUCACGUUCGAUAGCCAACAAAGACCUGUCUUAUCAAUAUAUAGCCCACAAAUGGCUACCAUUCAGACCACUAGUGUUAACAAUUCAAUCAAUUUUAUCAAUUCCGGUGCCAAACCGCCCAACGGUUCCUAUGCCGGAGAAAGUUCUGUAACCAUUAGUCCCACACUGGAUACCAGCUUUUAUUCACCCAAUACUGACAACCAGUGCGAAGACUCGCCCAUUGGCUCACAGACUGAACGCCUGACACUAAAUGGACUCAAUUAUGAAGAGCUCUCUAAUCAUUCGACAAAUUCAUUGUUGAGUUUCUCAUUUCCCAGCAAUGAAUCCCAAUGUGAUUUCGGUUUAAUAGAAGAUCAAUCAUUUGAUGACAAUAUAACAGACGAUCCCUUCCUAUCGAGCGUCGGUUCCAAUGGACGGAAGAGAAGCGAAUUUGUAUCGCGAGAUGCGCUCCGAUUGGGUCCGUCAGUUGAAACGGAAGCUUCAAUUGUUAACCAUAAGAAUCCAAACCCAAGUCAUUCAAUUGUCUUCGCUUCAAAAGCGGACGCAAAUUGAGUACAAAUAUCUGUUUGAAAAUCCGCAGAAUAUUUCACACAAAAUAAUUUCACUGAAGAAAAGUUUGUACAAUCAAUACCGAGAACUCGAGUAUUUGGGAGCAGCUCUUAGAUUGAAUUCAUCGUCAUUUUCAUCUAAAUAUACCAUAAAUUCGUUAUCAAUUCAAUCAAAUGUUGACAUAAUUCACUCGAAUCGAUGCCUAAACGACAUUGAAAUCAGCGAUGAAACAAAUUAUCCACAAUUGGAUCAGUCAUUAUUGGCGACUCUCUCGACACCUCCGGCGACCCCUCAAUCGAAAGGCUCGUCUUCUAGUCUAGCACUUCAUGAUAACGACUGUCUGAUAGGCUUUC